AUGGGGUUCUCAAAACCCCCUGUCCAGUCGCUCAAAAUUGCCAACAAGCAGAAGCGCAAAGAGCUGUUUGUCGCCCACAAGAGAGCAUCCGGCAAAGAACGCCACGAGGAGCGACACCGUCGCAGAAAAGAAGAGAGCCGGAACCCAGAGCUCAAGGCGGCCCGUCUUACGAAAAAUGUGCCGCGAACCUUGGAGCAUAAGCGAGUUUGGGAUGAUGUAGAUGAUGACAGCCUCGGCGCCGUGGUCGAUCUUGAGCAAUUGAAGAAGAGACGCAUGGAGCAGGUCGAGGCUGAAGAGCGAGCGGCCGUUGAGGCGGCGGAGAAGAUGGACGAGGACGAGGGUGACGAUAAUGACAGUAUGCUGGAUUCGGACGAGGAGGAGGAUGAGGAAGCGCGAGAGGCUAGAUUGGAGAGACAGCGAGAGAAGAGAGCCCAGAGAGUUCCCAGCAUUGCUCCCUCAACAACAAGCACGAAUCUCGACCUCACGCCGACGUCGCUGGCUCUCAAGUUCCCCUCGCUCUUCACCGACGAACCUCCCCCCGAACCAAAGAUCCUCGUCACCACCUCUCUCAACUCCACCCUCCAUGACGAGGCGCACAUCCUCACCACUCUCUUCCCCAACAGCAACUACGUCCCGCGAUCAUCCCACCGCUACGGCCACAAAUACUCUCUCCGCGAAAUCUGCAAAUUCUCCGCCGAACGAGGCUACACUGCCGUUAUUCUCAUGAAGGAGGACCAGAAGAAGCCCACGGGUCUUUCUGUCGUGCAUCUCCCCAAGGGACCGACAUUCCACUUUUCAAUCUCCAACUGGAUCGAGGGCAAGAAGCUUCCCGGCCACGGUAACCCUACGAACCAUUACCCGGAGCUGCUGUUGAACAACUUCAAGACGCCGCUGGGUCUCCUUGCGGCAAAGCUCUUCCAGACAAUGUUCCCGCCUCGACCAGAAUUUGAGGGCCGGCAGGUCACCGCAUUGCACAACCAGCGAGAUUACAUCUUUGUAAGGCGUUUCAGAUACGUGUUCCGUGAUAAGCGUGCGACGGAGAAGAGCGUCGUUGAUGCGGAGGGCAACCCGCUCAAGGGUGUUGAAGCUAUCCGAGCGGGAUUGCAGGAGCUGGGUCCGCGGUUUACGUUGAAGCUGAGACGUGUAGACAAGGGAGUUGGACGAGCGGGAAGUGAGGGUGAUGAUGCCAUUCAGUGGGAGUGGAAGUCCAAGAUGGAGAAGGAUCGGAAGCGUUUCAAUCUGUAA
Trichoderma atroviride IMI 206040 is the source of this 1245-nucleotide messenger RNA. RefSeq lists its product as uncharacterized. The record is from RefSeq and is a predicted model, not a curated record. Lineage: Eukaryota; Fungi; Ascomycota; Sordariomycetes; Hypocreales; Hypocreaceae.